CGCAUGUGGCGUACCAGUUUAGCAUGUUACUAAUUCAUUAGGGUUGCCUUCAUUACUCCAGCGAGAAUCCAGCUAUGUCGCAGCACUUAAAACUCCUGCUCGAUUGCCCUCUUGUGAUCGCCGCCAUCUUUAUCUUGGGCAUUGGCGGGACAUUUCAGUAUGGAUUUGGGAUAUCUACGAUGACAUCCCCCGCUGAUUACAUCAAGGAGCUGGUGAACCAAACAUACAUACAGAGAUAUGAUGUCUCCCUGAAGCAGUGGCAGCUCUCUCUCAUCUGGUCCUUCAUUGUUUCCAUUUUUUCCAUCGGAGGGUUGCUGGGCUCCCUCCUGGCACCUCCAAUCUUCUCAAGAUUUGGGAGAAGAAAGUGUCUUCUGCUCAACAAUUUUGUGUCUAUAAUCGGAGCUGUGCUGAUGCUUUGGAGCCGAAAAGCCGUGUCCUUUGAGAUGAUCAUGGUGGGGAGGUUACUUUAUGGCAUCAAUUCAGGAGUCAGUCUCUCAGCUCAAACCGUGUACCUCGUUGAAUGUGCCCCGAAGAUGCUACGAGAGAUGGUAGGCGUCACCAUCGCCACCUUCGUCGCUGCAGGAAAGUUCUCUGGUCAGCUGUUGGGAAUCAGAGAGAUACUCGGCACUAAGGAAAGAUGGCCCUGGCUGCUGGGCUUCAAUGCCAUUACGGCGUUGUUUCAGCUCCUCACACUCCCCUUCCUGCCAGAGUCGCCUAAGUUCCUACUACUGGACCGAGGAGACCAGCAGGCCUGUGAGAAAGCUCUGGCGAGGCUGUGGGGGAAUAAGGACCACAGCACGGAAGUGGGGGAGAUGUUGGAGGAGAAAGCUGCCCUCCAGAACAUCAAAAGCCACUCGGUGAUGGAGCUCUUUCUGGAUAGAACCCUCCGCUGGCAGCUGAUAACCAUCAUGGUGGCCUUCGGCUUGCUACAGCUAUGUGGCAUCAAUGCAGUGUACUUCUACUCCUACGAGGUGUUUCGAGCAGCAGGACUCCAUGAACUGCAGUUGCCAUAUGCCGCUUUGGGAACCGGGCUGUCUGAAACAUUCGGCUCCCUAGCGUGUUUUGUCAUUAUCGGGAGUGUCGGUAAGAAAGUCCUCUUCUCCAGAGGAUGCCUGGCCAUGGCUGCUGUACUGCUCCUCCUCACCAUCACUCUUUAUCUGCAGCGUCACGUCUCAUGGAUGUCGUACUGCAGCAUGGUCCUCAUUUUCAUCUUCAUUGUUCUUUUUUCCAUUGGACCGGGAGGAACAACCGCUCCUCUUCCAGGUCUAAUUUUCACUCAGGCUUUCAAAUCGGCUGCUUACUCUGUCGCCUGCUCUGUCAACUGGAUAUGCAUGUUCAUAGUGGGGAUGAUCUUCCCCAUCUUAGUGGAGAAUCUGGGUUCCUUCUGCUUUCUCAUAUUCCUGUUCACCUGCCUCACUAGCAGCCUGUACAUGCACUUCAACGUCCCUGAGACGAACAAUAAGACACCUCUGGAAAUAACGGAAGACUUCCAGAAGAUGCACAGCAAGCCCGGAAGCUCAAAGGGGAAAGAAUGGGACGAGACGCCUCCUGAUGUCACCAAAACAUGCGAGACCAAAUUUUAACUUUACUUGACAAAAAUAUAACCUAAAUCAGGGGUCACCAACGUUUUUCCUUGUGAGAGCUACUUUUACAAAAUGAAAAUGGCCAAGAGCUAUUCAUUUUUGUAACAUCUAUUUUCAGAGUUUAUUUUAAACCCAAACAAAGCGAAUAUGCUUGUUUUACCAGAACAUUAACAAAAUGCUGGUGUCCACAACUCACAUUUUGUAUUUCAGAAUGCAUUUCUUUCUACUGUUCUCACAUUAUUAACUGAA
Molecule: messenger RNA, 1832 nt
Organism: Dunckerocampus dactyliophorus (ringed pipefish)
Lineage: Eukaryota; Metazoa; Chordata; Actinopteri; Syngnathiformes; Syngnathidae
Gene: slc2a11l
Product: solute carrier family 2 member 11, like
Exons: 12
Coding region: 75-1583 (502 amino acids)
Biological process (GO): monosaccharide transmembrane transport
Cellular component (GO): membrane
Molecular function (GO): hexose transmembrane transporter activity
Source: RefSeq, a predicted model, not a curated record